AUAAUUUCUAGAAAUAUCUUUUUUUUUGUAAGCAACAGAGCGAAAAAUACAUUUCUUCAUUUCUUGAUAAAGUUAAAUACUAAUUCUUCAAAAUGUCUUAUAUGCUCCAACAUCUGCACAAUGGAUGGCAGGUAGAUCAAGCUAUAUUAUCAGAAGAAGAUCGAGCAGUGAUAAUACGAUUUGGACAUGAUUGGGAUCCAGCAUGUAUGGUUAUGGAUGAAACAUUAUAUAGGUGUGCUGAGAAGAUGAAAAACUUUGCUGUUACAUAUCUUGUGGACAUCUCUAAAGUACCAGAUUUUAAUAAAAUGUAUGAGUUGUAUGAUCCAUGUACAACCAUGUUUUUUUAUCGUAAUAAGCACAUUAUGAUAGAUUUAGGAACUGGUAAUAAUAAUAAAAUAAACUGGCCAAUGGAAGACAGUCAAGAGUUUAUUGAUAUUGUAGAAACAGUGUAUCGUGGUGCUAGAAAAGGGAGAGGUUUAGUGGUAUCACCUAAAGACUAUUCGACUAAAUAUCGCUAUUGAAAAUAUUCUGUUUAUUCAUUGGAUUUCAUUGUGUUUUGUGAUAAUAUUCACUGUGACCUGUCUAAAUUCAUCAAAGGGAGCUUAGAUUGUUUAAAGAAAUUAAAAGCAUAACAAUUUGCAAACAAAUUGUUGAGCUCCCUUCUGGUGCGCUUGAUAUUUUACUUUAUUCAUUCAUUCAUUCAUUUAAAUUUAUGUUGCAAUAAAGCUGUAAAAUACUU
Lottia gigantea (owl limpet) is the source of this 739-nucleotide messenger RNA. RefSeq lists its product as hypothetical. The transcript has 2 exons. The record is from RefSeq and is a predicted model, not a curated record. Bases 93 to 521 code for a protein of 142 amino acids. Lineage: Eukaryota; Metazoa; Mollusca; Gastropoda; Lottiidae. Gene Ontology annotation, cellular component: U4/U6 x U5 tri-snRNP complex; spliceosomal complex; U5 snRNP. Gene Ontology annotation, biological process: mRNA splicing, via spliceosome.